Messenger RNA from Jaminaea rosea, 1446 nucleotides. RefSeq lists its product as hypothetical. Lineage: Eukaryota; Fungi; Basidiomycota; Exobasidiomycetes; Microstromatales. Gene Ontology annotation, molecular function: exonuclease activity; nucleic acid binding. The annotation marks the transcript as partial. Gene Ontology annotation, cellular component: nucleus. The record is from RefSeq and is a predicted model, not a curated record. The transcript is spliced from 2 exons.
CCUACGAUCAGCCCAGCUCAGCAUUCGCGCACCUCGCCCAUCCUCCUCACCUCUCGCAAUACCUGUCUCAAAACGCUCCACGACCACUUCUGCAUCGCCUAUGCUCCGCUCCUCGAGUCCGCAGACCCAAAAGUGAAAGAUGCGGGGCAUCUCCUCGCCUCGCAGGAUGCUUUACAACAGGAGCGCGAUGUUUGGACCAGGGCGACCAAGAUGAGCUACCGCUCGAGCAUCGUGACAAUGGCAGUAGGCAUCAAGAAGAGGGACGUUGAGGCCGUCAAACGCUGCUUGAGCGAGGCGCUCUCCAUUUUGCCAAACGGCGAUGCCAACGACCAUACCGAGCUUGCUACAGCCUUGGCGACCCGGCUGCGUUCGCUGUGCACCGAGGUGGGAACGAACGCUGCGGUGGACGAGAAGCGCCGCAGUGAGGAGCGUCGUAUCAAGACGGAGCUGAGCGUUACCAAGCUGAAAGACGCAGACCUCAUCUGCCCAGACAGGCGCCUGGCCGAAUUUGGCUUCGACGUGGUGCCCACCAGAGAUGGCAAGCAAGAGGCCGCAGCGGCACAAUCGUCCACCUCCGCCGAUGCAGCAUGGGGUGCUGGCUCCUCCGAACUUUCAGCCCACGGGCAACAGAAAGAAUGCGAUCGCUGUCGCAAGCCCUUCAUCGUCGGCCAAGGCGGCCCCUCAGAUUCCACGACAGGCCAAGACAUGCACGCCUGCCACUACCAUUGGGGCAAGAAGACUUUUGAACGGGACCCCACCGCCGGGGUGCGCCAUCGUGUUCAGGUCUGGACGUGCUGUGGGCGCGGCGUGGAGGCGCCGCUUAAGGGAGAUCGCACCUGCUGCGUGGGACCACACGUUUUCAAGGAGGAAGACGUCGCACAGCUGCAUCGUCGUGAGGGCUUUGUGAGCACGCAGGAGCUGGAUGAACAGCUCAGCAACGAGGAGCGGCAAGAAGCCAAGAGCACCCGCCUUGAGAUUGUGGCAUUGGACUGUGAACUUGGCUACACGACCGGUGGGCUAUCCCUCACGCGAGUGACGCUCAUUGACCAAGGAGGCAAAGCAAUCUACGACUCUCUCUGUCGUCCUCGCACCACACUCGUCGACACGAAUCUGCAAUUCUCCGGGGUGACCACAGCUCAACUUCAAGAUCCCACCAUCCCCUCCCUUCCCGUCAUCCGCCAAACCCUCACCCAUUACAUCAGCCCCACCACCCUACUGGUGGGACACGGCCUCGAGAAUGACCUUCGAGCUCUGCGCCUCCUGCAUCCGCUGCUGUGUGAUACGGCCCUGCUCUUCCCUCAUCCGAUCAAGGGCUUUCCUUACAGGCAGAAGCUGAAGGAUCUGGCGUAUCGCUUGCUGGGGAGAACAAUUCAGGCGGGCAUGAGUACGGAUGGGCAUUCGAGUCUAGAGGAUGCGAAGGCUAGCUUGGAUCUGGUGAAGUGGAAA